Molecule: messenger RNA, 1468 nt
Organism: Sclerotinia trifoliorum
Lineage: Eukaryota; Fungi; Ascomycota; Leotiomycetes; Helotiales; Sclerotiniaceae
Source: the annotation of a GenBank genome assembly
UAUGACAUCGUCACCACGAGGGGUCAAUUUUUGGACAACUUAAACUAUGGAGCGGGCCGUUCGUUGGCAUUACGGUACAGAAGUAAAUCUUCUUUUUAUUCUCCACUACCUGAGAAGUAUAAGGUUACACAGUACACCUUUACUUAUUUCGAAUCAUACAUAAGGUUACAUCUUUCUAGAAAAACCUUUUGCAAAAACAAACUCCACGAUGGAUGCUCUGCUAUCGCUUCCGGUGGUGGGAUACUUUCUCCUGCCAUCAGUAUCAACAUACUCAACAUCGUUAAACUUCCUAUUCUUUUACAUGACAUGGUCAACUCUCGUGCUUUCGCAUUCGGCUGUAAAGGUCGAGUUAGUAGGGACCCUUGGAAUAAGACUAUUAUUCUUCGUAAUACCAUCAUUACUAUUCCUCCUCUUCGAUUCGAUCAUACCAAGUUUAUCGGUAGGGGUUAAGCGGCAAGGAAAACAAGCAUUACCUACUCGUACGGGGGGAAUAAAAGUAUCCAGGUCCAAGGUUCCGAAAUGGUAUGAGGUUGUUGGGAUCAGCAUAUUCAAUAUCUUGCUUGGAAUUGGCAUUCAAGCGGGACUGGAAAUGUUCCUUACGGAAAUCUUACACUAUAAAACUGCGCUAAGAGUCACUACCACGUUACCCAUGCCAUGGUCGAUCGCCAAGGAUGCUUUAAAAUGUCUUCUUGCCCGCGAGGUUAGUGAUAAUCUCAUUAGGUGCUUUCGUUCUGUGUUCAUGGCUGACCCAUUUUUCUUACAGGUCCUACAAUACUACACUCACCGUUAUAUUCUCCACGCUCGGUCUUCAAACUUCCUCAGCAAGGGCCACAAGACUUAUUUCCACUCCAUCACUUCUCCAUAUGCAUUCGUCGCACAUUACGAUCAUCCAGCCUCCUACAUCCUUUUCCGCUUCAUUCCCAUCUAUCUCCCCGCACUACUUUUUCGUGUCCACCUCCUUACCUAUCUUCUCACUCUCUCUGUCGUCACUUCAGAAGAAACACUUGCAUCAUCCGGCUACACCAGCAUCCCAGGUAUUAUUCUUGGUGGUAUAGCACGUCGACAAGAUCUACACAGUGAAAGUGGCGGAAAAGGAAAUUUUGCACCAUUGGGUUUAUUGGAUUGGAUCCAUGGAACUAGCAUUGGGCCUGGAUUUGAGGAAGAUAUUGCGGAUGAGGCUGAAAAGCAUCAAGUCAAGAGUCGAAGCAGAAAGGCAAUUUCUAAUGGAAAGGAGGGUAUGAAAUCGUUAACUGGGGGAAGAAGAAGUUCUAGGAGGAGUUAAGAUUUAUUUUUGCUGCCAAGGAGGACUGGAUUGUCUUUAGGUUUUGUCUAGUAUUGGAGUUUGGGAACCGUUUGGUUUUACGUUGAGAUACCCAUGAUUGAUGACUCUACGACUCUUGCUAUGUAUCUUUCAUAAAUUCCCUAUGAUAGCAAUUUACAUCACCAGAUUAAGGCAGAAAUUUCCUCA